Molecule: messenger RNA, 3575 nt
Organism: Phoenix dactylifera (date palm)
Lineage: Eukaryota; Viridiplantae; Streptophyta; Magnoliopsida; Arecales; Arecaceae
Product: protein argonaute 1A-like
Molecular function (GO): RNA binding; protein binding
Source: RefSeq, a predicted model, not a curated record
CUUUGGCAUUUUCUCGGCAUCCCCGUGGGGGCGGAAUCCUAUUUGGACUCUCCCUUUCCUUUUCGCUCUACACCUACUGCUUUAGGUUAGAGUUCUUACGGAAAGAGAGAGGAGGGACAGAGAGCGGUUUUCCGAGGCGGUUUUCGGGGGAAGAAGCGGUUUCUGGCCUCCAGCACCCCGUUUGCCGGUACAAGUUGCCAACAUGGUGAGGAAGAGAAGAACUGAACCUUUGGAUUCUGGGGAGAGCUCACAAUCUGCAGAGUCUAGUGGCAGCGGUGGGCGAGGUGGGCCCCAGCAUCCAGCUGAAAGGGCUCCAACUCAGCAGCAUGGAGGAGGAGGGCGGGGUUGGGGUCCAGCACCUCAACAGCCCCAGCAAGGAGGUCGUGGCAGGGGAUACUAUCAGGGACGAGGUGGUGGAGCGCAGCCUCGUGGUGGAAUGGCAUCACAGCAGCAAGGUGCCCCAGCAUCUGAAUACCAGGGACGUGGCGGGCCAUUUUCUAGAGGUAGAGUGCAGCCUCAGCAGCAUUAUGGUGGCCGCAGGGGAGGUGGAAGUAUGGCUGGUGGACAUGGGGUUGGCCCCUCUGCGGGUCCGUCAAGACCACCAGCACCCGAGCUGCACCAAGCAAUGCAAGCUCCAUAUCAAGCAUCGCAGGCAAGUUCAUCUAGGCAGCCAGAGAUGUCUGCUUCUCAGAUGACUCAACAGUUCCAAGAGCUCUCUGUUGAGGGUGAAACUACACCUAGUCAAGCAAGCCAACCUGUGGUUCCACUGGCAUCAUCAAGCAAGUCUCUGAGGUUUCCACUGCGCCCCGGGAAAGGGAGCUCUGGUGACAGAUGCGUGGUGAAGGCGAAUCAUUUCUUUGCUGAGCUACCUGACAAGGAUCUUCAUCAGUAUGAUGUCUCCAUCAAGCCAGAAGUUACGUCGCGUGGUGUAAACCGUGCUGUGAUGGAACAGCUAGUAAGACUCUAUAGGCAGUCUUAUUUAGGAGGCCGUCUUCCGGCCUAUGAUGGCAGGAAGAGCCUUUAUACAGCUGGUCCACUGCCGUUUACCUCUAGGGAGUUUCAAAUUACUUUAAUAGAUGAGGAUGAUGGUUCGGGCACUGAAAGGCGACAGAGGGCUUUUAAUGUUGUUAUCAAAUUAGCUGCACGCGCAGAUCUUCAUCACCUAGAAAUGUUUUUAGCUGGGAGGCAAGCAGAUGCUCCCCAAGAAGCUCUUCAAGUGCUCGAUAUUGUGCUACGUGAGUUGCCUACUACGAGAUAUUCACCUGUUGGUCGGUCGUUCUAUUCACCUCAUCUAGGGAGAAGGCAACCACUUGGUGAGGGAUUGGAGAGUUGGCGUGGUUUUUACCAGAGCAUUCGCCCUACUCAGAUGGGCUUGUCACUAAACAUUGAUAUGUCAUCUACUGCAUUCAUUGAACCACUGCCUGUCAUUGACUUCGUCACCCAGCUUCUAAAUAGGGAUGUCCAAGCGAGGCCACUGUCUGAUGCUGACCGUGUGAAGAUCAAGAAGGCUCUAAGAGGAGUGAAGGUUGAGGUCACUCAUCGUGGGAAUAUGCGCAGAAAAUAUCGCAUAUCUGGUUUAACAUCGCAGGCAACUAGAGAACUAACCUUCCCAGUUGAUGAAAGAGGUACUAUGAAGUCUGUUGUGCAGUAUUUUCAGGAGACCUAUGGUUUUACCAUCCAACACACCAAUUUGCCUUGCCUGCAAGUUGGUAACCAGCAGAGGCCAAAUUAUCUGCCUAUGGAGGUUUGUAAGAUAGUGGAAGGGCAGAGAUAUUCAAAGAGGUUGAAUGAGAGGCAAAUAACUGCUCUUCUGAAGGUUACAUGUCAACGUCCUCAAGAGCGUGAGCGUGAUAUUAUACAGACGGUUCAUCACAAUGCUUACCAUGAUGACCCUUAUGCAAAAGAAUUUGGCAUCAAGAUCAGCGAGAAACUUGCAUCAGUUGAAGCACGGGUUUUACCUGCUCCCUGGCUUAAAUACCACGACACUGGUAAAGAGAAGAAUUGCUUGCCAAGGAUUGGCCAGUGGAAUAUGAUGAAUAAGAAAAUGGUGAAUGGCGGGAGAGUGCAAUAUUGGGCAUGUAUCAAUUUUGCACGUAAUGUGCAAGAAAGUGUUGCCCGUGGAUUCUGUCAUGAGCUUGCUCAGAUGUGCCAGAUAUCUGGGAUGGAAUUUUCUAUAGAACCUGUGCUUCCUCCAUUAAGUGCAAGGCCUGAUCAAGUGGAAAGAGCUCUAAAAGAACGAUAUCAUGAUGCAAUGAGCACACUUCAUCCCCAGGGCAAAGAACUUGAUCUACUUAUUGUAAUAUUGCCUGACAAUAAUGGUUCUCUGUAUGGUGAUCUAAAACGGAUCUGUGAGACCGAUCUUGGAUUAGUGUCUCAGUGUUGUUUGACCAAACAUGUUUUCAGAAUGAGCAAGCAGUACCUGGCAAAUGUUGCUCUCAAGAUAAAUGUGAAGGUUGGGGGAAGGAACACAGUCCUUAUGGAUGCAUUGACAAGGCGGAUACCUCUGGUUAGUGACAGGCCUACCAUUAUUUUUGGUGCUGAUGUGACACAUCCUCAUCCUGGGGAGGACUCCAGUCCCUCUAUUGCAGCUGUUGUAGCUUCUCAAGACUGGCCAGAGGUGACAAAGUAUGCUGGAUUAGUUAGUGCUCAGGCCCAUCGUCAAGAAUUGAUUCAAGAUUUGUUUAAAGUUUGGCAAGAUCCUCAACGUGGAACUGUCACUGGUGGCAUGAUAAAGGAGCUUCUAAUUUCCUUUAAGAAGGCUACUGGGCAAAAGCCACAGCGAAUCAUAUUUUACAGGGAUGGAGUUAGUGAAGGGCAAUUUUAUCAAGUUUUACUGUAUGAGCUCGAUGCAAUUCGGAAGGCAUGUUUCUCUCUAGAACAAAACUAUCAGCCACCUGUAACCUUUGUUGUGGUCCAGAAACGCCACCACACCAGGCUGUUUGCAAAUAACCAUCGUGAUCCCUACUCAGUUGAUAAGAGUGGAAACAUACUACCCGGUACUGUUGUUGAUUCUAAGAUUUGCCACCCAACUGAGUUUGAUUUUUACUUGUGCAGUCAUGCUGGCAUCCAAGGUACAAGCCGUCCUGCUCAUUACCAUGUCUUGUGGGAUGAAAACAAAUUCACUGCUGAUGGUUUGCAAACUCUUACGAACAACCUUUGCUACACCUAUGCAAGGUGCACGCGCUCUGUAUCCAUUGUGCCACCUGCAUACUAUGCUCAUCUGGCUGCUUUCCGGGCCCGCUUUUAUAUGGAACCAGAGACAUCAGAUAGUGGUUCUUUGGCAAGUGCAGCUGCAGCUGGUCGUGGGUUUCCAGCUGGUGGACCACGCAGUACUCGGGUCCCUGGUAGCACAUCUGUGAGACCCCUCCCCGCGCUAAAAGAAAAUGUCAAGAGAGUCAUGUUUUAUUGCUGAGCCAUGUAAAACGCUUGGCCUCCUACUGUUACUGCUUAAUUAAAGUUGACUAGUACCCUUCUGUUUGUAGGAUGUUGUUAAAUUUCAUGGUCAUUCAUGUGAGAUGUGACUUGGAGACGUAAUGCUUAAUGCAUAUUUGAGAUUCUUGUUGAGUUUUAUGGUC